Messenger RNA from Vicia faba (fava bean), 1170 nucleotides. The record is from the annotation of a GenBank genome assembly. Lineage: Eukaryota; Viridiplantae; Streptophyta; Magnoliopsida; Fabales; Fabaceae.
AUGGUCAUUAUCUUGUUACUCAGCUUGUGUAUUGCAACCAAAAACUAUGAAGUAUAUGGAUCAAUGCCAAAUUUAUAUAAAAGUGAAGAUUUGGCUUUGGAUGAACAUUUGAAAGCCCUCAACAAAGCUCCUAUCAAAACUAUUCACACAGAAUAUGGAAGAAUAGUUGAUUGUAUUGAUAUUAACAAACAACUAGCUUUUGACCAUCCUCAACUAAGGAAUCAUAAAAUACAGCUAAAAUCUAGUAUUCAAGAUACAAAACCUGAAGCAAUGAAACGUGAUAAAUCAACAAGAUAUUCAAAUUUUGGACUUAAUGAGAAGGAUUCAUGUCCUAAUGGAACAAUUCCAAUUCAGAGAACAACCAAAGAAGAUCUCAUUCGCGCAAAUAAUUUUGGUACCCUCGCUCAGUUUGACCGUGGAAGUCAUUUUGCAGGAUUGGUUAUGAAACAUAGAAUUUUCUUUGGAAUUGUUGGAACUAUCAAUGUAUAUAAUCCACCUGUUGGGGACGAUCAAAUGAGUUCUGCUUAUAUAUGGCUUUCCUCUGGAGUAAUUAAUAGUUCCAUGCCUAACUAUGUGGUUAUACAUGCAGGAUGGCAGGUAUAUCCAGGUAUGUCAGGAGAUAACCUAACUCAUUUUUUCAUAUCAUGGGAAAAUAGUAUCCAACACACAGGCUGCACCAAUAUGUUAUGUCCUGGUUUUGUGCAAACUAGUCAAAGCAUUUUUAUUGGCGCACCGGUUAAGAAUGUAUCUAUCUAUGGUGGAGCACAAUAUUCUAUGAGUCUUAAUCUUACACAGGAUCCAAAUACGAAAAAUUGGUGGCUAAAAGCACAAGAUAUGGAUGUUGGAUAUUUUCCAGCAGCAUUAUUUUCUAAUAAAUUGAAUUUUGCAAUGAGAGUUGGUUGGACCGGUCAUACAAAGGUUUUUGUUGGUGGGACAAGUCCUCAAAUGGGUUCUGGACACAUUCCAGAUAGAAAUCCUCGCCAUUCAAGCUAUAUUUCAAAGCUUUAUUAUAAGGAUAGAUUUAGAGAUGAUCAUAUCCCUCUUAAAGAUAGUGUUAGAGUUUAUGCUGAUAAUCCUAAUUGUUAUAAUGCCAAUUAUUAUGGUUAUGUUGAUAAUAUAUUACAACAUGCUAUGAUGUUUGGGGGACCCGGUGGAAAUUGUGGUCUUUGA